This is a messenger RNA of Liolophura sinensis, 1461 nucleotides long. RefSeq names its product nanos homolog 3-like. The transcript has 2 exons. The coding region runs from base 11 to 622 and encodes 203 amino acids. Lineage: Eukaryota; Metazoa; Mollusca; Polyplacophora; Chitonida; Chitonidae. Gene Ontology annotation, molecular function: RNA binding; zinc ion binding. The record is from RefSeq and is a predicted model, not a curated record.
UAGAGAAACCAUGGCAUUCGACCCUUUUGCCGAUUAUCUCGGUCUUGGCGAUUUGUUGGAGACAUCUGGUCAGCCUGAAGUGCUUGGUCACUGGUCAAGGUACCGGAAGACCAGCUCCGACACGUCUUCCUCUGGGGACAUGCUAGAGGUGGACAUAACGCCCACACGUGGCAUCGCUCAGCGGCACAGUAGAGUAGGGCAGGUCACAUCACCCAGAGCUUCAGAAAGCAGAUGCACAUCAAAUCCCCCAGACCGUGAUGACGUCCUUGAGCUUGUUCAGUUAAUGAAAAAGAUGUUAACUCGUCAGUUCCAAACCAGUGGACAAGGUCUGUUAGGAAGCUAUCAUCCACGUGGGCCUCUCUACUGUGCGUUCUGCCGGCAGAACGGAGAGACGCGGAAGUAUUACCUUUCACACGGGCUGAAAGACCGAUUCGGAAACGUCAUCUGUCCUGUGCUACGUGCCUAUGUGUGCCCGCUAUGUAACGCGACUGGGGACGAGGCUCACACCCUUAAAUACUGUCCACUGGGGGACCAACAAGCCUCUGUACCACUGGCCAAGGCGCUACGCUCCGGGAGGAACUGUAGCGGUCAGAAACGGUCUUCGUUUCACCGUUACACCUAGAUUAUAUAACGGCCACGCGCCAGCGUGCAAGUGAUAACCCAAACGUUCCCACGACUUGCGUGGUCUGAAUGCUUAUAAGGUUAACCCUUUGAUUGACAGUGAAACUGAUUUGAUGGACUGAAUUGUACGAGAGGUUACAUUUUUUCAGUCCAGGGUUGUUAUUGUCCAUUAUUUUAUGAAAGGAAAUCAUGAAUAUGUGUCAAAAUUCUUCGGAAUUAUCUUCGGAAUUAUUUUUUUCUUAAGAUUUUCAUCUUGUUACUUUAAUGGUCUAAAUAUAUAAUUCAUUAAACAUUAUUUCUUGCAUGAAGAGAAAUUUCUGCUCGAUACAUAUAUAUAUUUCAAAGACUAUUAUUUUGUUCUGGUGAGACAGUACUUAAUUACCGUACAGAGUAAAACAUUUACUGGUUGAACUUCCAUGUAUCACAAAUAUUUAACAAGAUAUUUCUUUCCAUUGUGUGAAAGGAAACAUUAAGUUGUGUUUUAUUUGGUUGAUUGCAUUGAAUAUAUGAUCAGAUAUUUCAAGAUCAGAUGAGCAAUACCGCUAGUUUAUCACAAAACUUUCUCCUGUACGUGAAAAUGAAAAUGUUUUUGACUUGUUUUUAUACUUUAUACUUUUGUUUUUGUUCUCCGAAAUUAAGCAAGGUAUAAGUAGGUGCUUACUUAUAUUACUGGGUAAUUUUUUGACCCAGAGUUCACUGCAUUCAUUGCAAUAUGAUAUUAUAUUAUAAUAUAAUAUGAUACGUAUUUUUUUUAUCACGGAUGUCUAAUGCAACCACAGUUUAUUUUGUCAUGCGGUAUUGUUUACAGUGGAGGCGUGAAAAUGUGAAAAUUGUAAAAUA